Sinocyclocheilus anshuiensis is the source of this 5444-nucleotide messenger RNA. Its product is annotated as diacylglycerol kinase zeta-like. Lineage: Eukaryota; Metazoa; Chordata; Actinopteri; Cypriniformes; Cyprinidae. The transcript is spliced from 35 exons. Gene Ontology annotation, molecular function: protein binding; ATP-dependent diacylglycerol kinase activity. The record is from RefSeq and is a predicted model, not a curated record. Gene Ontology annotation, biological process: phospholipase C-activating G protein-coupled receptor signaling pathway. The coding region runs from base 605 to 4405 and encodes 1266 amino acids. Gene Ontology annotation, cellular component: plasma membrane; glutamatergic synapse.
AAAAUUUAAAUUUUUAGGUAAACUAUCCCUUUAAGGGCACUAUUGAGAAGUCUCUCUGUGGGAUCAGAAAGAGUGAAGAGUGAGAGCGGAGAUGACUUCUAUAAAUAUCGCUGUCAGAUACACUUUCUCCAGGUAACGUUACCUGAGCGCAGUCAGGUAUAUCAUCACCACAUUAUACUCCUGAAUCAAUUGUUAUCGUAUGUCAUCCAGUUACGUAGCAUUGCUGAUUAAAGGAGGUUUCAUUUUCUUGGUUACGAUUCAGACAGAUACUCGGAUGCAGAGGAUUUAGAUGGUUUUCUUCAACUUCAUCUGAGCUGCUAAAUAAGUCACACGGGUGAGAACUUAAGAAUAGAGUUGAUUGGCAUUGAAUAGCACUGAAUAGAGCUGAUUGGAGUGAUUAGUGGUGGUCUCAUAACCCAUCAUUGUUAUUUCAAAAAAGGUCAAAGGAACAGCACUGCAUUCAUGGAGACAUUCGGACCAGAUUUGUUCAUGUGUGUGUUGUCUGUGUAUUGUGUGCGCUGACUGACUCGCUCUUGCACCCACAGCGUCCUCUGGGGAAGACAUCAGUCGUGGCAUAUAGCGUCUUCUCUUAUCACCGAGUCCAAUGGAUGCAUUGUUUGGCCUGCGUUUCAGACAGAAAGCCUGUGAGCCAAGCAGACACAGGCGCUCCAGCGUGUCACUUCCAGUGAGUAAAGCGCGCCGGCGCUCCAGCGUGGGCCUGCCAUCAUCUGGCCUGGCUCAGAGACGCAGGUCUAGCUCUCAGCUCCAAACCAGCAACGUGCCGACGGGAGUCAUUCAACACAGAAGAGGACACUUCACCAGAAGGAGGUCGAGCGAUGCAACAGCCUGCCUGACCCCACGGUUCGCUAUCCGACGGAGACAGGCUGCCAAACACCGUAGCAUUCACGCCCAGCUCCUGGGCCCAUCACUGCUCCUGGCUAGCAUGGUGCAAAUGAGUGAAGAUCACGAAACUGAGAAUAAGAGUGCAGAAGAAUACUCCUCUCUCUCUGAUAGUGACUGUAGCCAGGAGGAGCACAAGCAAGCAGGGAUGGACUUAGAGUCAGAGUCUGAUAAGUGUAUGACGUGGUUGGCUCAGGGUUUGUUGGCGGGAAAAAGUAUUCAGCCCCGCCCCCUCAUCCGUGCCCCACGUUGCCUGCGGCGAAACUCCUCACACCUACUCCCUGCUGAGGCCGUUUACCGGAGCCCAGCCUCUUAUGGGCUGUACGGCCGUUACCGUAGGACCAGUCAGGCACAGGGUCUGUCUAAUGUAGGUGGAUUGUGGGCAGGGAGGCAAAAUUCUCUUGCAGCUCGAGGAUCAGUUGAAUUGUACAGGACGAGCUCCCCUUGCUGGACAGAUCUCGGUCUUUCACACACACUGCAGGAAACUUACUACAACCCACAGAUUGACACAUGGAGUGCGUUCCUCUCGAAGGCCAUUGCCAAGUCCGGUCUCCAGCACCUCUCAUGCCAGCCCAGUGCUGCAGUGUUGGCCAAGGGGGAAACAGACAGAGAAAUCCGCAGCACAGUGGACUGGAGUGAAUCAGCUCUGUAUGGAGAGCACAUCUGGUUCGAGACGAAUGUCUCUGGGGACUUCUGUUACGUCGGAGAACAGCACUGUUACGCCAAAUCCCUGCAAAAGUCUGUUGCUCGGAAAAAGUGUGCUGCUUGCAAGAUCGUAGUUCACUCCAUCUGCAUUGAACAGCUGGAAAAGUUAUUGGACUGGAAAGCUCCACCUCAAGGGGAGGGGCUUGAUGAGGUGCCCCUCAAAGACCCAUCAUUCAGAAUAAACUUCAGAUGUAAACCAUCUUUCAGGGAGUCCGGUUCACGGAACAUCCGGGAACCAGCAAUAGUGCGACACCACUGGGUCCAUCGGGGAAGACAAGAGGGCAAAUGCAAACAGUGUGGAAAGGGCUUUCAGCAGAAAUUUGCCUUUCACAGUAAAGAGAUUGUAGCCAUUAGCUGCUCCUGGUGCAAACAAGCAUAUCAUAAUAAGGUGACAUGCUUUAUGCUGCAGCAAAUAGAAGAACCGUGUUCAUUAGGAGCACAUGCCGCCGUUAUAGUACCUCCUACCUGGAUCAUACGGGUUCGCCGACCUCAGUCCUCACUAAAGUCAAGCAAAAAGAAGAAACGAACGUCUUUCAAACGCAAAUCCAGCAAGAAAGGAGCAGAGGAGGCUCGAUGGAAGCCCUUCAUUGUGAGACCUAUUCCCUCUCAACUCUUGAAGCCACUGCUGGUGUUUGUAAACCCAAAGAGUGGAGGAAACCAGGGAGCUAAAAUCAUCCAGUCCUUUCUGUGGUGUCUGAACCCUCGACAGGUUUUUGAUCUCAGUCAGGGGGGUCCUCAGGAAGGCUUGGAGAUGUAUCGCAAAGUUCACAACUUGAGAAUUUUGGCCUGUGGUGGGGAUGGCACGGUGGGCUGGAUUUUGUCCGCUCUUGAUCAGCUGCAGCUAAACCCUUCUCCUGCUGUGGCAGUACUUCCUUUGGGCACGGGAAAUGACCUCGCUAGGACGCUAAACUGGGGUGGGGGUUACACAGAUGAACCUCUGAGUAAAAUCCUAUCUCACGUUGAGGAUGGGAAUAUUGUACAGCUGGAUCGAUGGAAUCUUAUUGUGAAGCCCAACCCAGAGGCGGGGCCAGAGGAAAGAGACGAGCAGGUGACAGACAAGCUCCCUUUGGACGUCUUCAAUAAUUACUUCAGCCUUGGGUUUGAUGCUCAUGUGACUUUAGAGUUUCAUGAAUCCCGAGAGGCCAACCCUGAGAAAUUUAACAGCCGAUUCAGAAACAAAAUGUUCUAUGCAGGGACAGCAUUUUCUGAUUUCUUGAUGGGCAGCUCCAAAGACCUGGCUAAACACAUUAGAGUGGUGUGUGACGGCACCGAUUUGACCUCUAAAGUGCAGGAUUUGAAGCUGCAAUGCCUGGUCUUCCUCAAUAUCCCCAGGUACUGUGCGGGCACUAUGCCAUGGGGCAAUCCAAGUGAGCAUCAUGACUUUGAGCCUCAGCGUCAUGAUGAUGGCUGCAUUGAGGUCAUUGGAUUCACAAUGACAUCACUGGCUACGCUGCAGGUCGGAGGUCACGGUGAGAGGUUAAAUCAGUGUCGUGAAGUCACCCUCACCACCUUUAAGUCAAUCCCCAUGCAGGUGGAUGGCGAGCCUUGCAAACUAGCUCCAUCUGUUAUUCACAUCUCCCUGAGAAACCAGGCCAACAUGGUGCAGAAGACCAAGAGACGCACAUCAGUACCACUGCUCAAUGGCAGUCAGCAGCCAUUUCCAGAACGAUUACGGAUCAGAGUGAGCCGUAUCAGCAUGCAUGAUUAUGAAGCUCUGCACUACGAUAAGGAGAAACUCAAAGAAGCUUCAAUUCCACUGGGUCUCAUCGUUGUCCCGGGAGACAGUGAUUUGGAAACCUGUCGAGCUCACAUCGAGAGACUACAGGAGGACUUUGUGUCGUGUCACCCAUCCCUGCAGCGGCUGGUGCUCCAGGAAGGUGACGGGACCAAAUCAAAGGCUUUGUCGUCUCAGAGGCUGUCGCCAAAAUGGUGCUUUCUCGACUCUACAACAGCUGAUCGAUUCUACAGGAUUGAUCGAGCUCAAGAGCAUCUUAACUACGUGACUGAAAUUUCUCAGGAUGAGCUGUUCGUUUUGGACCCAGAGCUGGUUGUCACAGAGACGGUCAGCACAUCGCCAGGCAUGCCAGACCUGGUGGACUCCUCUAGUGAUGCCCCUUCUGAUCCACGUAAAUUUGCCUUCCCAUCAUCCUCUUCUUCUCCACCAAACUCACCCGGACCCAGGGUUGAAGAGCUCCAAAGGAAGCGUGUUUCCAGUGACAGUUCUGUGGCAGAAGCUCUUGCACACAGUGACUCGCUCAGAUCAGCCAAACCAGCUCUCAGCAGGGUGGGGGGUGUUCAUCGCUCAAAUACAACAGCAGCAGAUUUCAAACCUACCAGCAGGUUUGACAAGAGCAACCUGAACAAUGCAAACUCUGUGUCAGCAGACAGUCUAAUUGAAUGUGUGAAGAAGAAGGACCAUCAGAAGUUGAAGGAGCUGCAUAAGAAGGGGGCUGACCUGUGUGUGCAGGACGCUGUGGGCCGCACCCUGCUGCACUAUGCUGUGGAAGUGGGAAGCAAGGAGAUCGUCAGAUACAUCAUUGAUAUUGCACCCACCGAUAUCCUGGAUGUAACAGAGAGAGAAAAUGGAGAGACGGUAUUGCACAAAGCGGCCUCAUUGUGUCAGAGGACAAUCUGUCAUUACCUAGUGGAGGCGGGAGCAUCUCUCAUGAAGACAGACUUACAGGGCGACACUCCAAAACAUCGUGCCGAGAAGGCGAAAGAUGCAGAACUUGCGGCGUAUCUCGAGAACCGCCAGCACUACCAAAUGAUCCAGCGUGAAGACCAGGAGACUGCAGUUUGACCUUUAACCUCUCACCCUUCACCUCAACCGGUGUCCUCCUUUUUGUGCCAAAAUAACAGUAACCAAAAAUGUAUCGCUAAACCCGUCUUAGGCUCUCUGGACUGCAGGGGGGGUGAUACAUUCCCGGAGAGGGAAGAUGGUUGCACACUUUACUGUCUCUGAAGAGGUCCCAAGCUUUCAUCAUCUUUCUCUGAAUGACCUGUUGGACUUAAUGUCUUUCAUUUCAUUGCACUGGCAAAACAUCUUAGAGUUUGUAUGUAUGAGACAGAAUGCAUAUGUUAAUGCACUCAUCAAGCUUGCUUUUCUAGUUUGACAAUGCUGAAUGUUAAAUGAAUACGAUGAGGAUUUAAAGAUGCAUGGGCUGGUGUCUGUCUCCAGAUUCAUCCCUGCCUGUAAGUGUAUCUGGAGCAUUCACCGUAGCCCUGACUCCACAGCUAGGUUCAGUAUUGCUCUGUCAUGGCUGAGCAUUAAUCUGGUUAGUGGUACACAACAGGAACCGGAACCAACAUUUCAGUUAGCGGACUUAUUUCCCAAAGACAGUAGAGCCAUUAAAUGACAUGUUGUUAAUGUAUAAUGUAACUUUUUAGAUUGCCCUGCACUGAAAGAGUUCAGGUUGUUUCAAAGAUAGGAAUGUUUUCUGGGGUCUUGAUCUGAAGCAUCAGAACCAUUUAGUUAUUUUUCAGGUGUGUUAUUGGAAGGAUUUUGCAUUUUCAUAGAUUUCUGUGCUGUUUCUAAUAACAUUCGGUACUGUAAAUGUAUCCGAGUAGCUUUCUGUUUAAGAGGCAUUUGCACUGUAGCUUUGAUUGCCUUCUUUAUUCUAUACUCUGGAUUUAUAAUUGUUGUACUAAAAUAUAGCUUCUUUCCUACAAUAUUUUUAAGUAAAUAGAUGUUUAUAUCAUUUGUAGCUCUAAAAGAUGUGUUGUCAUGUUUGUAUUAUAAAACUCUGUAAAUUAGAUUUUGGUUUAUUGGAGUUGAGAACAGAUCUCUCUGUGAUUCAGCUCAUUUUUCUUAAAUCUUUGUGAUAAAACAACGCACUCUA